AUGAACUGUGACUCCCACCGCACGCCACUGAGUGCACAUGCCGCCCUGCUCUGUCUCACUUUCACCGUGCUGAGUCUGAACUGUGACAUGCUCUCCUCUCCCCUCACCUCUCCUCUCCCCUCACCUCUUUCCACACCUCUCCUGCCCUCUGUCACCCAACUGCAGCACAAACACUCGAUCACAGUCCGACACAGUCUAUACGAGUGGUGGGACUACUUAAAGUAUCUUAAGGAUACCACAGUCGGACGGACAGGCGGCAGGACGGAGGCGCAGACGGCGGCUGCGAUUGGCGGCUCGGCGGCAGGCUGGUGGAAGAUGUCGUCGGGCGCCGGUGGGCGGGGCGGGCGGGCUGGGCGCGCGGCAGGGUCAACGGGCGAGGUGGUGGAGGGACCCGUGGGCAUCCCCUUCCCCGAGCACAGCGCCGACCUACUGGAGGGCCUGAACCGCCAGCGGUUGAGCGGCCUGCUGUGUGACGUGCUCUUGGUGACGCAGGAGCGAGAGUUCCCUGCCCACCGCUCCGUGCUGGCCUCCUGCAGCAGCUACUUCCACAAGCUGUUCACCUCGGGCCUGGCGGCCGACCGCCAGAGCGUGUACGCGCUGGACUUCGUGCGGGCCGAGGCGCUGGCCGCGCUGCUGGACUUCGCCUACACGGCCACGCUGACGGUCAGCCGCAGCAGCGUGGGCGAUAUCCUCAGCGCUGCGCGCCUGCUCGAGAUUUCACCCGUCCAGGACGUCUGUACGGAGCUGCUGGACACCAAAGUGCUCUCCCCGCCGGUGAGCAGUGAGCAAGGUGAGGAUGAGCUGGAGGAUGACGAGGCGCACAGGAGGAGCGGAGGGGAGCGCGCCCGCCGGCUGCGUGCCCGCGAGUACUUGGAGUUCUUCCAGCGGGGGGCGCACUGGAGCAGCAGCUGCAGUACGCCAGAGCUCAGGGACCCGCCCGCACACCUGCACUUUAGCCAGCGCAACGGCGCCGAUAGCAACGGCAGGGCCCCCGGCCCGGCCACCUACUUCUCCCCGCUGGCCCACGUCCUGACCCAGCCACUGCCGCCUGAGCCCGACGACGACGACGAUGACCCCGACGACGAGAAGGUGCGGCGGGACAGGCCGCCGGGUGCCGCUGCCGCCGAGGAGGCGCUGGCAUGGGCGCGUGGCAACGGCGCCGAAGUCCUCUCGCGCUUUUACGGCCCGGGGGAGAACGGACACUUCUACCUCCACCAGCCGGAGCGGGAGGCGGAGCGGGAGGCGGGGCGGGAGGCGGGGCUGGAGGCGGAGGAACAGCGCGGGCCUGCCAGUGCCCUGCUGCAACAGAUGAUGGACUCCAUAGAGAAGCAGAAGCCGCCCGGGAAGGAAGACGAGGGCCCCGACGCCGAGGAGCCUGACGUGGAGUUUUACUUGAAGUACUUUAACAGUGCCCAGCACGAGGAGGUGGCCAGCGCGGCCGUCACGCAGGGACUGCUGCCCCUUUGGCCUGUGCGAGGCAGUGGCGGUGGGGCACACCAAGGCGCUGGGGGUGUGGCUGGCGGCGGAGAGAGGAAGAUGCGCUCCAAGGCCUUCCAGAAGUGCCCCAUCUGCUCCAAGGUCAUUCAAGGCGCAGGCAAACUUCCGCGCCACAUCCGCACACACACGGGAGAAAAGCCCUACGAGUGUGCCAUCUGCAAAGUACGCUUCACCAGACAGGACAAGCUGAAGGUUCACAUGCGUAAGCACACAGGAGAGAAGCCGUACCUGUGCACGCAGUGUGGUGCCGCCUUCGCCCACAACUACGAUCUGAAGAACCACAUGCGCGUGCACACGGGUCUGCGGCCCUACCAGUGCUCCAGCUGCUUCAAGACCUUCGUACGCUCGGAUCACCUGCACCGCCACCUGAAGAAGGACGGCUGUAACGGCAUCCCAUCCCGCCGUGGCCGCAAGCCCCGCGUGCGCGAGCCUGACCUGCUGGAGCCGCCCCUGGAACUGGCCGGUCCGGGGCCGCGCUUGGUCCGGGGUCGGCGGCGCGGCGACCCUGACGGCGGGGAACCGGCGACGGAAGACGCUCCCGGGAGCCCACCGCACAGCCCCGACGGCCACGGUCGGGGAGACGGAGGCGUGAGGCAGAGGGACUCAGCCACGCCAUGA
Electrophorus electricus (electric eel) is the source of this 2115-nucleotide messenger RNA. The record is from RefSeq and is a predicted model, not a curated record. NCBI's taxonomy places the organism in Eukaryota, Metazoa, Chordata, Actinopteri, Gymnotiformes, Gymnotidae.